Molecule: messenger RNA, 2387 nt
Organism: Apus apus (common swift)
Lineage: Eukaryota; Metazoa; Chordata; Aves; Apodiformes; Apodidae
Gene: THUMPD1
Product: THUMP domain containing 1
Exons: 4
Coding region: 45-998 (317 amino acids)
Biological process (GO): tRNA modification
Molecular function (GO): RNA binding
Source: RefSeq, a predicted model, not a curated record
GGCGCGGCGCUGACGCCAUCGCAGCGCGCGGCGGGGGGCGGCCGAUGGCUCCGGCGCGGAAGCGGCGGCCCAAGGGGCUCCUGGCGGCGGGACGGGCCAAGCGGCCCCGCGGCGGCGGGCGGCAGCUGGAGGCCGGCAUGCGCGGCAUCCUCAUCACCUGCAACAUGAACGAGCGCAAGUGCGUGGGGGAGGCCUACAGCCUCCUCGGCGAGUACGGGGACCUGCUGUACGGGCCCGAGCAGUUUUCAGAUCACGAGGAGCGGCUGUCUGGAAGCUCGAGUGAGGAGGAUGAGGAUGAUGUCGAGGCUGCCCUGAAGAAGGAGGUUGGCCAGAUCCGCGCGUCGACGGAGCAGAAGCUGCGGCGGUUCCAGUCGGUGGAGAGUGGUGCCAACAACGUGGUCUUCAUCAGAACCCAGGGCAUAGACCCUGAGAACCUGGUGCACCAUAUAUUACAGGAUAUGCACGCCACUAAAAAGAAGAAAACAAGAGUAAUUCUGCGCAUGCUGCCUGUCUCUGGAACCUGCAAGGCAUUUUUGGAGGAUAUGAAAAAAUUCACAGAAACAUUUUUUGAGCCUUGGUUUAAAGCCCCAAAUAAGGGUACUUUUCAGAUUGUUUACAAAGCUCGUAAUAACAGUCAUAUGAGUAGGGAAGAAGUAAUUAAGGAAUUGGCAGGAAUUGUGGACAUCCUCAAUCCAGAAAACAAAGUCGAUCUUAAUAACCCCCAAUAUACAAUUGUGGUGGAAAUAAUAAAAAACAUCUGUUGCUUGAGUGUGGUGAGAGACUAUGUGCUGUUCAGAAAAUACAAUCUACAGGAGGUGGUGAAGAGCAGUAAAGAAGACACACGACAAAACCCAUCAAGUCUGACAGAAGAACAGAACUCGAGAGUAGUAAAAUCAGAAACUGAAGAGGAGAAGAGCUCCCAAGAAGUUAAACAAGAGGACAAGAAUCAAGGUGAAACAGAAGCUGAGCCCCAGGGGAAUGAUGCCCUGACAGUGUAGAAGAUGUGGUAGAACGGAAAGACAAACACAACUGAAACCUAUUAAAGUUGCCCUAGAAUCUGAAAGGGUGUUUUAAAGAGGAGAGUGGGUUUUGUUUUGAAAUCUUGUUUUUAAAAUCCACAUGUGUAAGAAUUGCAGUGCUCCUUGCAGGUGGAGCUGACAUUGCAGCAGAUGUAAGGAUGGUCACCUUUCUGGCGAAGCUUGUUGUCAUUCUUCUACAGCUUUAUUCUGCAUUGCCUUUACCCAGCACAAAAAGCACGGUGUGUGCGCACACAUGUAAAUGUGGCCAUCCUGACAUACUGACCCUCUGCUACAUCUGAUGGCUGCAGAAACCAAAAGGCAGUGCAGGAUCAGCUGAAGAGGAAGUAAUGACAGAGAUGAGAUCUGAGAAAAACAGUUUGCAGAGGGUUUUUAUGUGAUCUGACAACGUGUGUGAUUGCAGAACUCAGAUACAAUUUUCUGCAUGAACAACAGAAAGUAAAACUGAUAAUUUCCUGUACAAUGGAGGGUUCUGUGGAUCAAUACACAACUCGCCCUACAAGGGGAUGCUGAAUCUGGAAAAUGAAUGGGAAGAACUGCUAUGACCAAAAUACUUGAAUGCUGUGGGACAAGUUAAGAGUCAUAGAUCUGACUGUUCUAGAACAGCAGAAGUACAGUGCAGGCAUUGCAGAUGGUUUUAGCAAAAACUACAUGUGUGUUUACAUUAGCUGUGUAUACAGCAGGUAGUAGUUUAUAGGAGAUCCUGUAGUCACUGAACAGAAUCCUUUUGAGUAAUUUCCUGCAAAUAGCCUUUUGCUGCUCUUCCCAAAGACUUAACACUUGAGGGGGUUAUAAAGUCUUUUUUUGUUUGUAUUUUUUUCCUUUGGUAUCAAAAUUUGCAUUUAAAUACUGCUUGAAAACUUCUCAGAACAAAGCAUUCUAUUAUACCAUGCUAGAUAAGAGGAAUCGAGUUUAAUUUUUUUGUACUUUUUAGCAUUAUAGUAUUAAUUUUGUUUCAUAUUGAAAGUAAAGUUAGUGAGUAUUUCCGUUGUCUGUUACAGCAACUCUUCUGAUGUCCCAGUGACUUCUAAAAACUAACUAGAACCAGUGCAGCUAUAACCUGCUUUCCAGAAGGGCUUUGCUUCCUGUAAAACUGUCUAGCUUUAGUAUUUAAUUUCUUGCAUAAAAGUCUGUGGGUUGCUAAUAGGAAAAGACUAAUCUUGAAGAAUGUUCACUUGUGACUUGUCUUGGUUUAGUGGAAAGGAUGUGUUCAAGUCCCUCAACAGCAUUUAAUUUUAAUUUUCCUCUUCUCUCAAAAUUGUUUUGAAAGUUGGAAAAUUAAUAAGACUUUUUUUCUCAAAUCCUGUCUCCCUUACCAUCCAUUUAUUAAAGCUCUGCUUUCUUACCCCA